AUGUCUACCAGCAACCCAAGUUACGGCAAGAAGGUUACAAGCGAGCCCGCGCCCCCGGUUAAGGAGGGAGCCGGUGCCGUGGCAUCAGAUAGUCUAGCAGCAGAGUCAACGCGGUCCGGCGGUGGUUUCUCGUCAAAUCGCGAUAGCGAGCCACUGGGCGUUGCAGGAGGCAAUUCUACACUUGCAAACAGCAACACUUCCGGCGCUCAUCGCCUAGAUCCUGCGGUCAAUAACGGUGCAAGGAUGGACAAGGAGGACGCGGCUAAGGAAAAGAAGCUUGGAGGUUCUAGCACGUCUUAUCCUGAAGGCUCUGGUGGACAGAGCAAAGCUACAUCGGUCACAGAUACCACGGGAAGCUCCGUAACUGGCGGCUCCACAAGUAACGCGGGCGUUGCACCGACAUAUGUCAAUUCCCAGGGCAAGGAUCAAAGUGGCCCUCACGGCAAGAACAUCACAGAGGGAUUUGAGGGUGGAAAGACUGUUACAGGAGAUAUUGGAUCCGAGAAUGAUCCUGGCAGAUUAGCCGAAGAGCAAUUCGCAAAGACGAACGCGAACAUUGGUCUUGAGGCUGUUCCAAAACAAAAGGGAGGGACUGGAAAGAACGACUUCGAUGCUCUAGGAGGUGAUACUAGUGCUUAA
Messenger RNA from Glarea lozoyensis ATCC 20868, 639 nucleotides. RefSeq lists its product as uncharacterized. The transcript has 2 exons. Lineage: Eukaryota; Fungi; Ascomycota; Leotiomycetes; Helotiales; Helotiaceae. The record is from RefSeq and is a predicted model, not a curated record. Bases 1 to 639 code for a protein of 212 amino acids.